Molecule: messenger RNA, 2305 nt
Organism: Solanum lycopersicum (tomato)
Lineage: Eukaryota; Viridiplantae; Streptophyta; Magnoliopsida; Solanales; Solanaceae
Source: RefSeq, a predicted model, not a curated record
AAACAUAAUAAUGUUUGAUUAUUGCACAACUGAUAAAGGGAAGCUUUAAGUAGCAGUUAAGUGACAGCUCAAUCCUGUGCAAUCACUUUAUUUCUUUAUGUAGGUGUUGGAUAACAGGAUGAGAUGGAACAAGUGGACUUUAAAUGCAUUAUGUCUCUUCAUCUUUAUGCUUGAAUUAUUUAGCUGUGGAUAGAUGUUAUGGACAAUUGCAGUUGGAGAAAAAAAGGAACCUUCUUUUGUUGGUCUAACAAAUUCUUUUUAUUUAAUAGAAGUGUCAAUAUUCACAUACUAGCUCAUUGGACACUAGAGUUAGAUCCUCAAAAAUAACCAAGAGGAAACUAUGGCUAGUUGGUCAGCUAAACAAAACAGAACCAAGUCUAAAAACAAGGAAAACAACUAAGCCUAUCUAAACAGCUUGUCCAUUUACCCACUAUAUGUAACUAUAUAACUAUGACUCUAAUGAUAGCUUUGCUAUCAUGUGCUUUCUGACUGACUCUCAACUUUUUUGAUCUAACCAGAGAUGAUAGCAGUGGCUACAAAUAGAAACCCCAUGAUAGCAUUCAUAGAUCUUCGAUUGUUCACCUUGACUGACAGCCACCCUACCUCAGCCUCCCAUGAUCCGAUCUGCCUAUUAAGUCCCAUACAAUGUAGUAGAAUCUUCCAGAUAUCCUGGGAAUAGAGCUAUCAAAGAACAUAUGAGCAUGAGUUUCCUCCCUGCAGAUGCACCAAGAACACAAUCGGACAAUCCAAAUGUGUUUAGUAACCUUUGGUUGUAACAAUCGAUCAUCGUAAUCUGUUGUGCUUAUGAAACUGUGUUUUUAGUGAAUUUAGUCAUAUUUGAAUAAUCCAGAUACGGCUUAACUCAUAUAGAGCUAAUCAGGCAACACGUAAAGGCUGUUUCACUACAUGACUUGUAUCUCCACUGCUAAAGCAAAAUCUCAUUCUUAUAUUACUUCAUAUUUCCGUUGAUCCUUUGGUGUGCUGCUUUAUUUGUGAACGCCACAAUUAUUUGCUAGUCAAUAAACUUAGGUAAGUUAGGUUUGAUUGGAUACCUUUUCAGAACAUAAUUUCAUUGGUUACAGGACACCUCAAGUAUAUUAUGAAGGAGAAAUUAUAAAAAAUUUGGACACCGAGUUGGCAAGAGCUACAAAACUCAAGUGUAGUAGUUGUGGCAUGAAGGGUGCAGCGCUUGGCUGCUACAUGACGUCUUGCAGGAGGAGUUAUCAUGUGCCCUGUGCAUUUGAAAUCCAGGAUUGCCAAUGGGAUAUGGAGAACUUUGUGAUGCUGUGCCCAGUUCAUAAAUCUGUUAAAUUUCCAAGUGAGAAGUCAAAGUCUAUAGAACAUAUCAGGAGGGAAAUGCAUCCAAAGGCUUCUCCCCUAACCACCGAGCAAUUGACUUUUUGGGCAAGAUCAUCAGAUGGACCAAAAGAAUGGGUUCUUUGUGGGUCUGCUCUAUCCUCAGAAGAUAAGUACAUGUUGGUGAAAUUUGAUGAUAUGUGUGGUGCAACUGCGUGCAAGUUCUGGAGACCAAAUGUCACACAUGUUGUUGCAACAACUGAUGUAAAGGGUGCAUGCACCAGAACAAUGAAAUUUCUCAUGGCGAUUUUGAGUGGAAAAUGGAUCCCAACUAUGGACUGGGUAAAAGCUUGUGUUGCAGCAAAUGGUCCAGUAAAUGAAGAACAUUAUGAAAUAAGUCUAGUCAAUUAUGGCCGUUCUGGGGGCCCCAAAGCUGGAAGGUUAAUGGCCUCAGCUAAUGGGCCAAAGCUUUUUGAUGGUUUCGAGUUUUAUUUUAUUGGAGAUUUUAUGCCAGAUUACAAAAGUGACCUGUUAGAUCUAGUCGAGAAGGCUGGAGGCACAGUCAUUCAGAGUGAGGAGCAGUUGGUGAAACAGAAUCAUGCUGCACAGGGAACUCAGCCAUCUUCUCUAGUCGUAUAUAACUGUGAUCUAUCGCAAGGUUGCUUUGAAGAAAAAAUCAGAAUUUUGCUGCAAAGACUAGCAGAAGCUGAGGAUCUAGCCGAGCAAAUCGGUUCUCAGACUGUUCAGCAUACUUGGAUUCUGGAAUCUAUUGCUGCAUGUAAAUUGGUACCUUUCUGCUAAUGAGUGAUCGCAACAAGUUUUUUGUGCAACUGAAAUACUUCCACUUAUGGCAGAAGAACAAAAGUAGUUGUACAUUUUCUGCACCUGGAAAAUAUAGUUGAAAAUCUUAAAUGCUAAAAUUUUGUGUAUAAAUGUGAAAGAGAUAUUACAACCUUGGUUUCAAGUUCUAACAAUUUAUUCAAAUUGGACUAAAAAAGAGAUAUUACAA